Messenger RNA from Cutaneotrichosporon oleaginosum, 1101 nucleotides. RefSeq lists its product as uncharacterized. Gene Ontology annotation, cellular component: cytoplasm; nucleus. The record is from RefSeq and is a predicted model, not a curated record. Gene Ontology annotation, molecular function: MAP kinase activity; ATP binding. NCBI's taxonomy places the organism in Eukaryota, Fungi, Basidiomycota, Tremellomycetes, Trichosporonales, Trichosporonaceae. Gene Ontology annotation, biological process: stress-activated MAPK cascade; cellular response to oxidative stress; protein phosphorylation.
AUGUCUGCCACAAGGCUCCUCGCCUCUGGCAUUCAGGCUGACGUGUAUCUCACGCGCCGCGCCGCUCUCGUGGUGGUGAAGGUGGUCCACGCUCCAGCGGAUGGCGAUGACCCUCGGCUGCGUCCCCACAAUGUUGCACGCGAGGCGCGUCUCCUCGGGCGUUUGAGGCACCCAAAUGUUGUCACUCUGCUCGACUACUCGUACACUACAGAGCACCGACUGACGCUGGAAGUGCUGCCCUUACCGCUCUUCGACAUCGCCGUACCACUGGCCAUGUCUGAAAGCGCAUUCAUGUUCGUGGCGCGCGGUCUAUUCUCCGCCCUUGGCUUUCUGCACGCAGAGGGAGUUGCGCAUCGGGACAUCAAACCGGGAAACAUCUGCAUCUCGGCGGAGGGCGAGCCAAAGCUUAUCGACCUUGCGACGGCGUGGGACGGGGGCGACGGUAAAGGAGACGAUGGGGGAGGUGGCAUGGUGUGCCAAGUCGGGACUGGCCCUUAUCGCGCACCAGAACUCCUCUUCGGGCCUGUGACGUACGAUGCGGCCGCUUUAGACCUGUGGGCGGCGGGUGCGACGCUCGCGGAGCUGUAUCGCCAUCUCACGGGAUGGCGGCGUGCUCCGGGGUCUCGCAGUGAUGGUGGUUCAUCUCAUGUCUCGAGUCUGUCGGGUAGUGAGAGCCCUCCCCUGUCCCUCGACGGCGGGGCUCGCUCCAGCGACGUUGCCCUGUUUGACGCGACCUACGGUGAUCUCGGGCUGGCAGGCAGUAUUUUCAGCGUGCUUGGGACGCCGACGGCUGAGUCGUCGCCUUCCUUCUUCUCCUUGCCUGACGCAGGCAAGAUCCACUUCAACCCGCAACCACAACAGGAUCUCUCCACCCUCCUGGGCGCACCGGAAGGUCCCACACGCGUGCUGGAAGCCGUGCUGCGCCUCGAGCCGGCGCAGCGCGCGAGCGCACAGAGCGUGGUGCAGAUGGUGAAGGAGGGGAAGGCGGACGGGUGGGACAGGGAAGUUCGGGCGGAGCUGCGGCGUCUCGCGCGAGAAAGGAUGGGUGAGCUGGAGCGGUCUCUCGAGGGGGAGUUCGGGAGCGAUGGUCAGGCGCCGUGA